This is a messenger RNA of Erpetoichthys calabaricus (reedfish), 2253 nucleotides long. RefSeq names its product choline dehydrogenase (gene chdh). The coding region runs from base 115 to 1878 and encodes 587 amino acids. The record is from RefSeq and is a predicted model, not a curated record. The transcript is spliced from 8 exons. Gene Ontology annotation, molecular function: flavin adenine dinucleotide binding; choline dehydrogenase activity. Gene Ontology annotation, cellular component: mitochondrial inner membrane. Lineage: Eukaryota; Metazoa; Chordata; Cladistia; Polypteriformes; Polypteridae.
CUCCGCCCCACUACUCACAGGCUGUUUCAGGACAAGUUCAGUUCCGUGGAGUGCCCCGAUAUAAUCAGACUUGUCAAACUCCGCUGGAUGUAUAGGGUCUGAGGAGCCCAAGCCAUGGUUAGUAUGUCCCGCUCGUUUUGUGGUUUUCCCGCAACUUUCCGGAGAUGGUACUCAGCCAGCUACAGUCCUUCCCAGGUAGGAAAGAUCACUUCUUUUGAUUACAUCAUCGUUGGAGCUGGAUCUGCAGGCUGUGUGCUAGCCAACCGACUCUCUGAAGAUGCCACUGCAUCUGUGCUUCUUCUGGAGGCUGGUCCAAAAGAUAUAUUUUUGCAUAGCAAACGCUUCUCCUGGAAGAUCCACAUGCCUGCUGCUUUAACCUACAACCUCAGCAAUGACAAAUUAAAUUGGUAUUACCACACUCUCCCCCAGAAGCACAUGAAUAAUCGGAUCAUGUACUGGCCUAGGGGCAGAGUUUGGGGGGGCUCUUCAUCCCUCAAUGCCAUGGUAUAUAUUCGUGGGCAUCCUGCCGACUACAACAGAUGGCAAGAAGAAGGUGCAGUGGGCUGGGACUAUGCUCACUGUCUUCCAUAUUUCAAGAAGGCCCAGUGUCAUGAAUUGGGACCUGAUCUCUACAGAGGGGGUAGUGGUCCACUGCAUGUCUCCAGAGGCAAGACGAAUCACCCCCUCCAUUAUACUUUCAUUGAAGCUGGACAACAAGCUGGGUACCCCUUUACAGAUGAUAUGAAUGGGUUUCAGCAGGAGGGGAUGGGCUGGAUGGACAUGACCAUUUAUAAAGGUCAGAGGUGGAGCACUGCCGUUGCUUACCUCCAUCCAGCCUUGAGUCGAAAAAACCUGAAGUGCGAGGUGAAGGCGCUAACUACCAGAAUACUCUUCGACGGUACAAAGGCGAUUGGAGUGGAGUACAUUCAGAAUGGGCAAAAGAAGAAGGUAUAUGCGGAUAAAGACAUCAUCCUGAGCGGUGGUGCUAUCAACUCUCCACAGCUAUUGCUGCUUUCAGGAAUCGGGAAUGCGGAUGAACUUAAACAGCUGGACAUUCCUGUAGUAGCUAACCUUCCAGGGGUUGGGCAGAAUCUUCAAGAUCACCUUGAACUGUAUGUGCAGCAGAAGUGCAAGCAGCCCAUCACCCUUUAUCAGGCGCAAAGACCCCUAAAUAUGCUCAAAAUUGGCUUGGAGUGGUUAUGGCGCUUCACAGGGUAUGGAGCCACAGCUCAUUUAGAGAGUGGUGGAUUCAUCAGAAGUCGUCCUGGUGUCGCCCACCCAGAUAUUCAAUUUCAUUUCUUGCCCUCUCAGGUUAUUGAUCAUGGGAGAGUCAAUUCACAACAAGAGGCUUAUCAGGUUCACGUGGGACCCAUGAGAAGCACCAGUGUGGGCUGGCUGAGACUUCAGAGUAGAAACCCCCAGGAGCCCCCACUUAUUGAGCCUAACUACUUAUCUACUGACACUGAUGUUCUGGAGAUCCGGCUGUGCAUCAGGCUUGCACGAGAAAUCUUUGCACAAAAGGCAUUUGAUGCCUUCCGUGCUGAGGAGAUCCUGCCAGGUAGCAGCGUCCAGUCCGACGAGGCCAUUGAUGCAUUUGUGAGGGAGAAGGCGGACAGUGCGUAUCACCCGUCUUGCUCCUGCAAAAUGGGUUCAGGUUCAGACCCCAUGGCUGUGGUUGACCCCCACACCAGGGUUUAUGGAGUUCAGAACCUGCGGGUAGUUGAUGCAUCCAUCAUGCCAAGCAUCAUAAGCGGGAACCUUAAUGCUCCUACUAUAAUGAUAGCAGAGAAGGCCGCUGACCUCAUCAAGGGCCUGCCAUCACUCUGUGAUCACAGUGUGCCAGUCUACCAGCCUAAGACCCUGGAAACACAGCGUUAGCAGGUGUAUUCUUUCAGAAAUGGCAGCUAACAUGGACCGAUGGGACCAGUGGGCAGUUAACACCCUCAAGCUGGAGGUGAGGCACUCAGUUCUUAAUGAGAAAUGGAGACACUGCUGCUGACUAAAUAUCAGAGUACAAAUGUUUGUGUUUGAGCCCCUGCCACAAUGAGCCAUGUGCCCCCAAUACAGUUUAUGUCCCCUGAAGGAACUGGAAUUAUUAAAUACAGGAUGCAGUUUAUGUGGAAGGUUUAUAACUCGGAGGAGCAGGUUUGGAAUUAAGAGGGUGAAAGAACUUUAGACUAAAGGUUAUUUAAUUUUGCACAGCAUUGCUUUUAACCCGUACACAGUCUAGUACUUUUUAUGGCUGCUGGACCC